Molecule: messenger RNA, 2050 nt
Organism: Dioscorea cayenensis subsp. rotundata (Guinea yam)
Lineage: Eukaryota; Viridiplantae; Streptophyta; Magnoliopsida; Dioscoreales; Dioscoreaceae
Product: serine/threonine-protein kinase D6PKL2
Exons: 2
Coding region: 250-1731 (493 amino acids)
Biological process (GO): protein phosphorylation
Cellular component (GO): plasma membrane; nucleus; cytoplasm
Molecular function (GO): ATP binding; protein serine/threonine kinase activity
Source: RefSeq, a predicted model, not a curated record
CAGGUGGUGAUAGAUAUUCUCCUAAAUAAACAAACUAACAAAUAGCGUUAUUACUUAUUAGUAGAAAACGAUGGUUUGAAUGAAUCGUGCCAAUGUGAGCAAUGUUACUUACUAGUUACUAAACCGAAUUUUGCUAGAUAAAUUAUACCCGCGGAGUAUGAUAAGGAUGGUGUGGUCCAGGGGUAAGCAUGAAUUUGGGGAUGGGAUGGGCCCGUGCUCAUCGCUUGAGGUUAUCUCCAGGCCCGCCACAUGGCCCAACCACUGGUUGCCGGCCCAAGUCCCCGCGCCAUCCCUUCAAAACCCCCACCACCCCCCUUGCUCUCUCUCUCCACCGAAUCACAGCCCCCAAAUUCCAUCUCUCCCUCUCGCCCGCGCCUUCCAGCCAUGCCUGACGACCUCGCCGAUGACUUGAAAAGCAUGAGCUUCGACUCUUCGGACCGGUCCGGCUCCGGGACGAUGUCGGCUGGCUCCUCCUCCGGUUCGGGAUCGAGUAUCAGCACCGCAAAGCCCCAUAAGCCCGAUGAUCCAAGCCUGAAGGCGAUCCGGCGGCAGAGAUCCGCAGACACUGGAAAUGAUUCGAUCUCGUUCAAUGAUCUGAGAUUCUUGAAGAGAUUGGGGAGCGGGGACAUAGGGAGUGUGUACCUGGCGGAGCUGAAGGGUGGGGAAGGGAGGGAGAGGUGUUUAAUGGCGGCGAAGGUGAUGGAUAAGAAGGAGCUAGAAGGGCGGAACAAGGAGGGCAGGGCGAGGACGGAGAAGGAGAUCCUGGAGUUAUUAGACCACCCGUUCCUCCCCAGGCUCUAUGGAUGCGCUGAGAAUGAGCGGUGGUCUUGUCUGCUGACCGAGUUCUGCCCCGGCGGCGAUCUCCAUGUGCUUCGCCAGCGGCAACCUGCGAAGCGCUUCGACGAGUCCGCUGUCAGGUUCUACGCUUCGGAAGUGAUGGUGGCCCUAGAAUACAUCCACAUGCUGGGGAUCGUGUACCGGGAUCUAAAGCCCGAAAACGUGCUGGUCCGUUCCGACGGCCACAUCAUGCUCACAGACUUCGACCUCUCUCUCAAAUGCGAGGGUCCCACCAACACCCCCGCCCAGAUCAUCACAGACAAGAACCCGCUCAUCCUCUCCAGCCAUUCCGCCGCCACCGAUCCUCCCCCUUUCGCCGCCGCUUCUUGCAUCCUCCCCGCCUGCAUGGUCCCCGCCGUCUCAUGCCUCCACCCCAAACGCCGCCGUAAGAAGCGGCCCGGCCGCCGUGGCCCUGAACUCGAGUUCGUUGCCGAACCUGUCGACCUCCGCUCUAUGUCCUUCGUCGGUACACAUGAGUACUUAGCCCCUGAAAUUGUCUCCGGCGAGGGCCACGGUUCCACCGUCGAUUGGUGGACACUUGGUAUCCUCAUCUACGAGCUUCUUUACGGGUUUACGCCGUUCAAGGGUGGCGACAACGAGCUCACCCUUGCUAACAUCGUGGCCCGCGCUCUAGAUUUUCCUAAAGAUCCCCCGGUCUCGGUUACUACCAAGGAUCUCAUCACCGGUCUAUUAUCCAAAGACCCAUCUAAGCGACUGGGCUCCACCAUGGGCGCCACCGCCCUCAAACGCCACCCCUUCUUCAACUCUGUCAACUGGGCUUUGCUUCGCUGCACCUCCCCGCCUUACAUCCCCCCAAGUUUCAGUAGCAGUAGUAACAGUCACGACGUCUCGGACGAUAGCGGGCCCGAUGAUAGUCUUGUGGAUUAUUAUUAAAUUUUAUAAUAAUUAAUAAUAAUUUUAUUGAGGGGGAAAAAAAAAAAAGUAAAACGUGGGGCUGGCACGUGAGGUGAGGUGAGGAGGUAAGGUGUGGGGGCGGGAGGGACACGAUAAGCUGAGAGGCGUUGUUGGUUCGCGCCGGCCGUGGACCCAACCCGCGUGCGCUGUCGCGGGGCCGCCCGGGCCAUUAGUUUACAUUUUUUUUUUCUAUUGGUAUAGCCGCUCACAUGAUGGAUGGAUGUAUGCAAUGCAUGGGGAUAGAGGUCUUUCUUCUUUGCUGCUUCUCAUUUAUUUAUCUAAAUGGAUUCUUGCCACA